Molecule: messenger RNA, 966 nt
Organism: Lagopus leucura (white-tailed ptarmigan)
Lineage: Eukaryota; Metazoa; Chordata; Aves; Galliformes; Phasianidae
Product: alpha-1-antitrypsin-like
Exons: 5
Coding region: 286-966 (226 amino acids)
Biological process (GO): negative regulation of endopeptidase activity
Molecular function (GO): serine-type endopeptidase inhibitor activity
Source: RefSeq, a predicted model, not a curated record
CCCAUUUAAGAGCUGACUACCAGUGAGGAAGGAUCGCUUCUGGAGAUCUCCUCCUCUGGAGUUUCACAGCAAGCCUAGGAUAUGGAGGACGCUUUGCUUUCAUAAUGCUAUUUAACAGUAUAAAUAACAGAGAGUGCUGCAGGGUAGUUCUGGUGAGGACAGCAGGACCCUUGAAAAUUGCUAUGAGACAUCUACUUGUAUCCUCUAAUCAUCAGACUGAAGGAUAAUUGAGCAGGAAGGAGGGAAAAGUUGUUCUUCAGCUGCUCAGGAUUUUAAUACAAGAAGAUGAAGACUGUAUUUUAUAUAUGUUUGCUUCUGGCUGGGCUUCAUGCUUUUGCUUAUGGUCAGCUUACAGCCAGCCACCACAAUGGACAUGAUCCAAACGAGCCUAACUAUCAUAUGCAUCACAGUGCUGAAGCAGCUGCUUGCCUCAAGCUAGUGCCAAACAAUGCUGACUUUGCAUUUAAAUUUCUAAAUGAAGUUGCGCUGGAAGAGCCUAAUAAGAACAUUUUCUUCUCUCCUGUAAGCAUCUCCACUGCCUUUGCAAUGCUGGCCCUGGGGGCUAGGUCAAUCACCAAGAUUCAGAUCCUGGAAGGACUUGCCUUUAACCUUACAGAAAUUCAGGAGAAAGAGAUACAUGAAGGCUUCCACAAUCUCAUGCACAUGCUGAGCCAUCCUGAGAGUGGGGUACAGCUCAACAUGGGGAAUGCAAUCUUUCUAACAGAGAAGCUGAAACCACUAGAAAAGUUUUUAGAUGAUGCCAAACCUUUGUAUCAACUAGAGGUUUUAGCUACUGACUUCAACAAUCCCACAGAGGCUGAGAAGGAGAUCAAUGAUUAUAUAGAGAAGAAAACACAAGGGAAGAUUACUAAUUUGGUUAAGGAAAUUGAUCCACAGACUAUAAUGCUCCUGGCUAGCUUUGUUUUCUUUAGAGGCAACUGUGAAAUUCAGUUGAACUCUGAAUAA